Molecule: messenger RNA, 1482 nt
Organism: Guillardia theta CCMP2712
Lineage: Eukaryota; Cryptophyceae; Pyrenomonadales; Geminigeraceae
Exons: 10
Coding region: 16-1482 (488 amino acids)
Biological process (GO): protein ubiquitination; DNA repair; mRNA splicing, via spliceosome
Cellular component (GO): cytoplasm; Prp19 complex; U2-type catalytic step 1 spliceosome
Molecular function (GO): zinc ion binding; protein binding; ubiquitin protein ligase activity
Source: RefSeq, a predicted model, not a curated record
GAGCGUGCCGCGGCAAUGGCAGGGCUUGUUUGUGCGAUGAGCGGCGCUUGCGCGAUGACGCCGAUGGUGUCGAAGAAGACUGGACAUGUCUUCGAGAAGAGCACUAUCCUCAAGUUCCUUCUCGAAACUCAGUCCUGCCCGAUCACUGGGCAAGCGAUGAGCGCAGAGGACUUGAUCCAAGUCAAAGCCAACAGCUCUGUGAAGCCGAAGCCUCCAUCCUCUACCAGCCUGCCGUCGAUGAUCGAGAUGAUGCAGAACGAGUGGGAUUCCCAGGCAGUCGAGACGCAUCUGCUGAGGAAGGAGCUCGACAAGGUGAGAGCUGAGCUGUCCCACACCCUCUAUCAGCACGAUGCUGCAUGCCGCGUUAUCGCCAAAGUUUUGAAGGAGAGAGAUGAGGCGUUGAAAGAGCGCGACGAGGCCAUCGCGGCUCUGAAGGCUGGACGAGUCGCCGUUCCAGCCGCGGCAGAGAGCAUGGAGGUGGACUCAGGACCCACUAUCAGCGAAGCGAUCAAGGAGCGAAUGACCGAAAAAUCGGCUGAACUAUCCAAGGGUAGGAAGAAGCGUGCUAUCUCACCGAACCUCGCUUCAGAGGACACUCUCAAGGGAUUCAAGGAGAAACUCAACAAGGCUGUUCACAAGGGAUCUGCUCCUUCUUGUAUUGAUGUGCAUCUGGAGAACAAUACGAUUGUUACUGGAGGAAUGGAUUCGAAGGUGAUUGUCUCAGAUAGUGCCACUGGCAAGGUUGUUGCAACGAUGUCCGGGCACACCAAACCAGUACGCCGUGUUCUUUUUCACCAAGCGUCGGAUAUGGUAUUCUCUUCAUCAGAGGUUGUCAAGGUUUGGAAAACAGCCCAACAUCUCACAGAUGGAAAGGAGCUCUGUACUUUCAACAAUCACAAGGGAGAAAUCAAUGGAAUUUCUCUUCAUGCUACCGGGGAUUAUCUUGUUUCUGCAUCUGCAGACAAAUCAUGGGCAUUUUAUGAUCUCACAACUGCUGCUUGCUGCCAGGUUGUUCCGGACAAGGAUGCAGCAGGAGGAUACAGUGCUGCACAACUUCACCCUGAUGGUCUGAUUCUUGGUACCGGCACGAUAGACUCAAUGGUGAAAGUUUGGGACAUCAAAACGAUAUCCAAUGUGGUCUCAUUCAAAGCUACUUCCGGUGGAGCGGUGGGAAGCAUUUCCUUCUCAGAGAACGGCUACUACAUGGCCACUACUGGCGCUGAUGGCCUCAAGGUUUGGGAUCUCCGAAAGCUAGCAAAGCAGGCUAUGUUCGAGGGCAACUGGAAGGACGCACGAUUUGAUUACAGUGGAACAUACCUGGUCGGAGCUGGAUCAUCCGUCAAGGUUUGGCUGGCAAAGUCAUGGAAUGAUGUUGUGGAGUUGAAUGGACAUGGAAACGAUGUGGUCGGGGCAGCAUUCGGAAAGGAUGCAAGCUUCAUCGCCAGUUGCUCGAGCGACAAGACUGUCAGGAUGUGGGCUUGA